GAACGCUCUGAGUGUCCUGUCCGAGGCCUGAGGCUUUGGUUUUGGUCAAGCAGGGUGGCAGACGUUGUUUGGACGGAGUGUUUGAGUUGGUCCCUGUUCCUCUCCAGAGGCUCCGUAAGUGACGCGGACUCUCGGGAGCACCAAACCAGAAGCAGACAAGGACGAGAAGAGCUGUGGCAGAAGAGAGGGCCAGGUGUCGAGAAGCCGCUCAGGCUUAGAAAUCUCGGACUCCAGUGUAGGGACCUGUGAUCAGCAAGGGAGGACCAGAGUGGCAAAGACUAAUGCCCCCAUUUUACAGGAAAAUUUUGAUGCUCAGAGAGGUUAAAUUACAUGGAAAGCAUCUGUAUUCCUGGAGAGACUAAACUUUGAGAUCAAGUUCUAUGUUUCCAUGCCCGGGCUAGAACUGUACUUUUUCUAGAUGUUCAGAAAUGAGGUCCUGAGUGCAAAUUCAUCUCAGCCUUCUCAACACUCCACCCUUCCCUAAAAAAGGAGCACAAAGGAGGAAAGAAUGGUCACUCUUUCCCUCACAGUCUGAUCCUGGCCUUUCUUGGAUUUGUUUCUUUUCUUAAAUGACUUACUAGAAAAAUAGAUUGCUUCUUCCUAGAAAGCUAAUCUUCGACCAGAUGGCAGUAACAUUUGAAGAUGUGACUGUUAUUUUUACUUGGGAGGAGUGGAAAUUCUUGGAUUCUUCUCAGAAAAAGCUCUACAGAGAGGUCAUGUGGGAGAAUUACACAAAUGUCAUGUUAGUAGGAAAUUGGAAAGAGAGCUGCAAACCCCAGGAAGAAAGAUUCAGAUAUUUAGAACAUGAAAAUCUUUCCUGCUGGCAGGGCUGGAAGACUGCCAGCACUCAGAUAUAUGAGAAUAAAAACUAUGGGGAAAUGGUUCAAGGUAUAGAUUUCAAAGACCUAAAGCAGCAACACCUUUCUCACUAUCAAGAAUGGUCAACACUCCCCACACAAGUAGCAGGGUAUGGGAACUAUGAACUGACUUUUGAAAGCAAAAGUCCCAGGAACUUAAAGUAUACCAAGUAUAUACCUUGUCAGUCCUUAGAAAGGAAACACUCUGAAGAUGAUGGUAGAAAAAUCUAUGUGAGUGAUUCAUGUGGUUUUCAAGGAUGCAGAUACCAUGUUGGCAUAUCCAGGAAAAAUCUCUCUAUGGAAAAAGAACAGAAGCUCAUAUGUCAGCAUUCUAUCCCAGGACAGGAAGCCUUUCCAGAGUACAUUGGGCAGAUAUGCCAAAACGACCUGCUAAAAGGCUCUAUGGAAGAGAAAUACUGUGGAUGUAAAAAAUGUAAAGAAAUUUAUUACUGGAACUCACAGCGUAUUCUCCACAAGAGAAAUCAUUUUGGAGAAAAGUUCUAUCCAUGCUCCAUCAGCCCCACAUGCUUCCCUCAGAGAUCAGACCUAUACAGACAUCUAAGAAUCCACAUAGGUAAGCAGCUGUACAGAUGUGACGAAGUUGCCAGUAACCUUAGUCAGAGCUUCGGUGUUCACUUUCCUCAGAGAGCCCACCCAGGGGAGGUACCUUAUAUAUGUAACGUGUGUAGUAAUAGCUUCAGUCAGAUCCCCAGGCUUCACCAUCAUCAAAGAGUCCACCUGGAAGAGAAACUCUAUAAAUUGCAGUGUGAUAAGGACCUCGGUAGAAAUUCAUUGCUUCACAUUCACCAGAGACUUCAUAUAGGAGAGAAGCCUUUUAAGUGUGAUCAGUGUGGUAAGAGGUUUAGUCGGAGUUCAGUACUUCAUGUUCAUCAGAGAGUCCACACCGGAGAGAAACCAUAUAAGUGUGAUGAAUGUGGUAAAGGCUUCAGUCAGAGCUCAAAUCUUCGAAUUCAUCAGUUAGUCCACACAGGAGAAAAGUCCUAUAAAUGUGGUGACUGUGGUAAGGGCUUUACCCAGCGCUCAAAUCUUCAAAUCCAUCAGAGAGUGCAUACAGGAGAGAAGCCAUACAAAUGUGACAACUGUGGGAAGGACUUUAGUCACAGCUCAGAUCUUCGCAUUCAUCAGAGGGUCCAUACAGGGGAGAAACCCUAUAUUUGUCAUGAAUGUGGGAAGGGCUUCAGCAAGAGUUCAAAACUUCACACUCAUCAAAGAGUGCAUACUGGAGAGAAACCCUAUAAAUGUGAACAGUGUGGUAAAGGUUUCAGUCAGCGUUCACAUCUUCUCAUUCAUCAGAGAGUCCAUACAGGAGAAAAACCCUAUAAAUGUGAUGACUGUGGAAAGGGCUUUAGUCACAGCUCAAAUCUUCAUAUUCACCAGAGGAUCCACACAGGAGAGAAGCCUUAUCAAUGUGCUAAGUGUGGUAAGGGUUUCAGCCACAGCUCAGCUCUUCGAAUUCAUCAGAGAGUCCACACGGGAGAGAAAACUUAUAAAUGCCAUGAGUAUUACACGGGAUUCAAUCAGAAUCCACAUCUUUACAAUAACUGCAGAAGAGAAACCUUGUAAUUCCGUUCAUUUUGUUGUAACAGCUUUAAUCAAAGCUUCAAUUUAAGCCUAGUAAAUGCUGCUAGAAAAAAAUGCUAUAAAUAACCCAAAUAAUCCCAAGCAACAUUUAAAAUUUCUUCUAAUUCCUACUAAGAAUCAUUUGCUUUAAGAAGAGACGCUUAGGACAGUAUUUUAAAGUAUUUUCUUUUUCUACCAUAUACAUUAGGUAUAGUAGUGUUGUGUGUUAGUUGCUCAGUUGAGUCCGACUCUGCAACCCCAUGGACUGUAGCCUGCCAGGCUCCACUGUGCAUGGAAUUCUCCUGUCAAGAAUACUAGAGUGGGUAGCUAUUCCCUUCUC
Molecule: messenger RNA, 2778 nt
Organism: Cervus elaphus (red deer)
Lineage: Eukaryota; Metazoa; Chordata; Mammalia; Artiodactyla; Cervidae
Gene: ZNF214
Product: zinc finger protein 214
Exons: 7
Coding region: 624-2441 (605 amino acids)
Biological process (GO): regulation of transcription by RNA polymerase II
Molecular function (GO): DNA-binding transcription factor activity; RNA polymerase II cis-regulatory region sequence-specific DNA binding
Source: RefSeq, a predicted model, not a curated record